This is a messenger RNA of Helianthus annuus (common sunflower), 345 nucleotides long. RefSeq lists its product as uncharacterized. Bases 1 to 345 code for a protein of 114 amino acids. The transcript is spliced from 2 exons. Lineage: Eukaryota; Viridiplantae; Streptophyta; Magnoliopsida; Asterales; Asteraceae. The record is from RefSeq and is a predicted model, not a curated record.
AUGGAGUUCGCCGUGGGCGAUCAUGUUCUGUUGAAAGUCUCACCCUGGAAGGGUGUGGUUCGUUUUGGGAAGCGCGGCAAGCUCAAUCCGCAUUAUGUUGGGUCGUUCAAGGUUUUAGAAAGAAUCAGUAAGGUGGCUUACAGGCUUGAGUUGCCCGACGAACUUGGUAACAUUCACGACGUUUUUCACGUCUCUAAUUUAAAGAAGUGUUUGUCCGAUGAAACACUUGUGGUUCCUUUACAAGAACUGAAAAUCGGUGACAAGCUGCAGUUUAUCGAGGAACCUAUCGAAAUCAUGGACCGGGAAGUCAAGGAUUGUUAUGUGCUUUGUGUGGAAGCUAAUUAG